Molecule: messenger RNA, 4011 nt
Organism: Peromyscus californicus insignis
Lineage: Eukaryota; Metazoa; Chordata; Mammalia; Rodentia; Cricetidae
Gene: Bcl6
Product: BCL6 transcription repressor
Exons: 10
Coding region: 826-2952 (708 amino acids)
Biological process (GO): regulation of cytokine production; regulation of immune system process; negative regulation of transcription by RNA polymerase II
Molecular function (GO): protein binding
Source: RefSeq, a predicted model, not a curated record
UAAGCCGAGUGCUAGUUUGGAGAGCUGCCGAAUCGGCGGCGGCAGCGUCUGGAGGGAGGGAGGUGGCAUUCAGCUCAAACAUUAGCCCCCACCCGGGCAGCCUUGUCUCCGGAGACCUGCUGAGAACUGGCUGGCUUACAGAGAGGUGAAUCCUUAGAGAGGAGUGACUCCAUAGAACUCAGGCUGGCCCUGUAUGUGCGUGUGCUGUGUGGAGGGAGACAGGCUUAAGGUUAAAAACAAAAGCCUGAGACCAGCCUGACAGUGGACAUAGCAGGGCUGCCUGUUUUGUUGCUUCGGUCUGUCCUCAUCUGGAGUGAGUCACUGCCACUUGUCAUGGUGAAAUGGCAAAUCUGGGCUUCCUGUGGUUCCAAAAGUCUGUGACUGGAAAUCCACAAGUGAGCUGGUGGUUAGGGCUCAGCCCAAGUAUUCCAGAAGAGGUUUGUGGAUCUCUUCCGUGGGGAAGCGGGAGAAAGUUAGUAAAUAAACUUCACGUGUCUUCGGCAUUUGUUUUCAAAAGAGACUGUUCAUUGAACUUGGGUGAGGUUCAAGUGAAAUCUGUUUCCUCACUCUGAAUUCGGAUGGGCUCAGGAAGAAACCGGCUCUUCUGUCUUUUUCUGUCCUCUCUCUUUCCCCAUUUCCUACCCCGGACCCACUCACUCACACGCACGUAUUAACCUUGAAACUGAUGAGGCUGGCUGACUGGCACUGGGACCACAGAGAAACAGCUGAGUGGUCACAGCCUCCAGGAAGCCUUUCAUUGUAGAGUGCUCAUUUGUUUUAAAGCAAAAUUUUGGACUGUGAAGCAAGGCAUUGGGCGAAGACAACAUGGCCUCACCGGCUGACAGCUGUAUCCAGUUCACCCGCCAUGCGAGUGAUGUUCUCCUUAACCUUAAUCGCCUCCGGAGUCGGGACAUCUUGACUGACGUCGUCAUUGUGGUGAGCCGUGAGCAGUUCAGAGCCCAUAAGACAGUGCUCAUGGCCUGCAGUGGCCUGUUCUACAGCAUCUUCACCGACCAGUUGAAAUGCAACCUUAGUGUCAUCAAUCUGGAUCCUGAGAUCAACCCUGAGGGGUUUUGUAUCCUCUUGGACUUCAUGUACACGUCAAGACUCAACCUGCGGGAAGGCAACAUCAUGGCUGUGAUGGCUACAGCCAUGUACCUGCAGAUGGAACAUGUCGUGGACACAUGCAGGAAGUUCAUCAAGGCCAGUGAAGCAGAAAUGGUCCCUGCACUUAAGCCUCCCCGAGAAGAGUUCCUGAACAGCCGGAUGCUGAUGCCCCAUGACAUCAUGGCCUACAGAGGUCGUGAGGUUGUGGAGAACAAUCUGCCUUUGAGAAAUACUCCUGGGUGUGAGAGCAGAGCCUUUGCCCCUAGCCUGUACAGUGGCCUGUCGACACCACCAGCCUCGUAUCCUAUGUACAGCCAUCUCCCACUCAGCAGCUUCCUUUUCUCUGAUGAGGAGCUACGAGAUGCCCACGCCCGCAUGCCUGUGGCCAACCCCUUUCCCAAGGAACGGACCCUCUCCUGUGACAGUGCCAGGCCAGUCCCCAGUGAGUAUAGCAGGCCGGCCAUGGAGGUGUCCCCCAGCUUCUGCCACAGCAGCAUCUACUCACCCAAGGAGGCAGUCCCCGAGGAAGCACGGAGUGAUAUGCACUACAGUGUGGCUGAGGGCCCCAAGCCAGCUGCCCCUUCUGCCCGGAAUGCCUCGUACUUCCCCUGUGACAAGGCCAGCAAAGAAGAAGAGAGACCCUCUUCAGAGGAUGAAAUAGCCCUGCAUUUUGAGCCCCACAAUGCACCCUUGAACCGGAAGGGUCUGGUUAGUCCCCAGAGUCCUCAGAAAUCCGACUGCCAGCCCAACUCACCCACAGAGUCCUGCAGUAGCAAGAACGCAUGCAUCCUUCAGGCCUCCGGCUCCCCUCCAGCCAAGAGCCCCACUGAUCCUAAAGCCUGCAACUGGAAGAAGUAUAAGUUCAUUGUGCUCAACAACCUCAACCAGAAUGCCAAACCGGAGGGCUCUGAGCAGGCAGAGCUGGGCCGUCUGUCCCCUCGAGCCUACCCUGCCCCGUCUGCCUGCCAGCCACCCAUGGAGCCUGAGAACCUUGGUCUCCAGUCCCCAACCAAGCUGAGUGCCAGUGGGGAGGACUCUACCAUCCCCCAAGCUAGCCGGCUCAAUAACAUCGUUAACAGGUCCCUGACAGGCUCCCCCCGAAGCAGCAGCGAGAGCCACUCACCACUUUACAUGCACCCCCCAAAGUGCACGUCCUGUGGCUCUCAGUCCCCGCAGCAUACAGAGAUGUGCCUCCACACUGCUGGCCCCACGUUCCCCGAGGAGAUGGGAGAGACCCAGUCGGAAUAUUCGGAUUCUAGCUGUGAGAAUGGGGCCUUCUUCUGCAAUGAAUGUGACUGCCGCUUCUCCGAGGAGGCCUCGCUCAAGAGGCACACACUGCAGACGCACAGCGACAAACCCUACAAAUGUGACCGCUGCCAGGCCUCCUUCCGCUACAAAGGCAACCUCGCCAGCCACAAGACCGUCCACACGGGUGAGAAGCCCUAUCGCUGUAACAUUUGUGGAGCGCAGUUCAAUCGGCCAGCCAACCUGAAGACCCACACUCGAAUUCACUCUGGAGAAAAGCCCUACAAGUGUGAGACCUGUGGGGCCAGGUUUGUGCAGGUGGCCCACUUGCGUGCCCAUGUGCUCAUCCACACUGGAGAGAAGCCGUAUCCCUGUGAAAUCUGCGGCACUCGCUUCAGGCACCUUCAGACUCUAAAGAGCCACCUGCGCAUCCACACAGGAGAGAAACCUUACCAUUGUGAGAAGUGUAACCUACAUUUUCGUCACAAAAGUCAACUGCGACUUCACCUGCGCCAGAAGCACGGCGCCAUCACCAACACCAAGGUGCAAUACCGCGUGUCGGCCGCUGACCUGCCUCCGGAGCUCCCCAAAGCCUGCUGAAGCAUGGAGUGUUGACUCUCCCUAGCCCUUUCUCUCAGAACCUCCCCAAAGGAUGCUGUAACACUUUACAAAGGUCAUCCCAUGAUGUAGUGCCUCUCUCAUCCACUAGUGCGAAUCAUAGUUGGGGUGGGGGGUGGGGGUGGGGCUUGCGGACCGGGAGCCAAGGCAGCUCCCCUUCCCACACUGCCAUAAAACAUUAAGAAAAUACUAUUGCUUCUUCUCCUAUGUGUAAGACAAACCAUGUCAGCAAAAAGCAAAAUCAUUUUCUGUAUCAAAGUAGGGAAGAAUGCAAAAGUUCUGACGUGACAGGUUGCAACAUGAGGAAUGUAAACGUUCUGUGGGAACAGAAAUCUCUUUUGUAUGUAAAUGUAUUGUUUUAAAAGACAAGACUUCAGUAUGUUGUCAAAGAGAGGGCUUUAAUUUUUUUAACCAAAGGUGAAGGAAUAUAUGGCAGAGUUGUAAAUAUAUAAAUAUAUAUAUAUAAUAUAAAUAUAUAAACCUAAAAAGAUAUAUUGAAAAUAUAAAACUGCGUUAAAGGCUCGAUUUUGUAUCUGCAGGCAGACACGGAUCUGAGAAUCUUUAUUGAGAAAGAGCACUUAAGAGAAUAUUUUAAGUAUUGCGUCUGUAUAAGUAAGAAAAUAUUUUGUCUAAAAUGCCUCAGUGUAUUUGUAUUUUUUUGCAAGUGAAGGUUUACAAUUUACAAAGUGUGUAUUAAAAACAAAAAAAGAACAAAAAAAAGCUGCAGAAGGAGAAAUGUAUACUUUUGUUCUAGUUUUCAGUUUGUAUAUACCUGUAACGUGUCCUCACGGUGCCUUUUUUCACGGAAGUUUUCCAUGAUGGACGGACGUGCGCCAUCCCUUUUGGAAGUGUUGGCAGACACAGGGACCUGAAGCCGUCACUGACUCAAGUCUCUUUGGGAAUGUUUGGCUCCUCCCACAUUCUGCAUCAUGCUUGUUCUUAUAAUUACUCCGGAGACAGGGUUUGGCUGUGUCUAAACUGCAUUAUUGCGUUGUAAAAUAUAGCUGUACAAAUAUAAGAAUAAAACGUUGAAAAGUCAAA